This is a messenger RNA of Staurois parvus, 723 nucleotides long. NCBI's taxonomy places the organism in Eukaryota, Metazoa, Chordata, Amphibia, Anura, Ranidae. The record is from the annotation of a GenBank genome assembly.
AUGAGCUGGAGCUUCUUGACACGACUGCUAGAGGAAAUCCACAAUCACUCCACGUUUGUUGGAAAAAUCUGGCUGACCGUUCUAAUAGUCUUCCGAAUCGUUCUGACUGUUGUCGGUGGAGAAUCCAUUUAUUACGAUGAACAAUCAAAGUUUGAAUGCAACACAGAUCAGCCGGGUUGUGAGAAUGUGUGCUAUGAUGCUUUCGCACCCCUAUCCCAUGUACGUUUCUGGGUAUUCCAGAUCAUCUUGGUGGCCACACCACCUCUUUUGUAUUUGGGUUACGCAAUCCACAAAAUUGCAAAAAUGGAGAAUCGGGCUGUAGAGGAAGUAGAAGAAGACAAUGAAGAAGACCCCAUGAUGUACCCAGAGACUGAGCUGGGUAGUGACAGGGGAAAGCAUAGCCAUGGAAAGAUUAAGCAUGAUGGGCGGAGGCGGAUUCGAGCUGAUGGGCUGUUGAGGAUUUAUGUCUUGCAGCUGCUUGUCAGGACAGUUUUUGAGAUGGGAUUUUUGGCCGGUCAGUAUUUGCUUUAUGGCUUUGAAGUUAUCAAGAGAUAUGAGUGCCACAGAGAACCUUGUCCACACACAGUUGACUGCUUUAUAUCCCGGCCUACUGAAAAGACCAUUUUUCCUGUUAAUCAUGUAUGGCGUCAGCUGCCUGUGCCUCCUCCUGAAUGUUUGGGAGAUGCUCCACCUUGGCUUUGGGACCAUACGGGACGCACUUAA